Messenger RNA from Nelumbo nucifera (sacred lotus), 2069 nucleotides. Its product is annotated as beta-adaptin-like protein A. Gene Ontology annotation, cellular component: membrane coat; clathrin adaptor complex. The record is from RefSeq and is a predicted model, not a curated record. NCBI's taxonomy places the organism in Eukaryota, Viridiplantae, Streptophyta, Magnoliopsida, Proteales, Nelumbonaceae. Gene Ontology annotation, biological process: intracellular protein transport; vesicle-mediated transport. Gene Ontology annotation, molecular function: clathrin binding.
UCGGCAGUUCUAACUUCUAAUACGUUAAACUCAUUUUCUUGUCUGAACUCUGAAGCUCGUUGCCAGGUUUGCGCGGGGAUUCGUUUCUUUCCCUCCAUGUCGAUCCAAUUGUAAAACCUUUCGUUCAAUCUCUCGCCUGAAAUCGUCGAUAGCUUAAUCAGUCAUGGCUCCUCCAGCUCAGUCGCAGAGAUCUCAGUCUCCUUCUCAGCCCUCUGGAAAAGGAGAAGUCUCCGAUCUGAAGGUGCAACUACGGCAACUCGCCGGGAGUCGAGCGCCGGGAACCGACGAUUCAAAGAGAGAGCUCUUCAAGAAGGUCAUAUCAUACAUGACGGUUGGCAUCGACGUGUCUUCGCUCUUUAGCGAGAUGGUGAUGUGCUCCGCGACAUCGGACAUUGUUCUCAAGAAGAUGUGUUAUCUCUAUGUUGGGAAUUAUGCUAAAGGGAAUCCGGAUCUGGCUCUCCUUACUAUCAAUUUUCUUCAGAAGGACUGCCGGGACGAGGAUCCCAUGAUUAGGGGGCUUGCAUUGAGGAGCCUCUGUUCUCUGAGAGUGGAAAAUUUAGUGGAGUAUCUAGUUGGUCCGUUGGGAUCGGGCUUGCAGGAUCACAACAGUUAUGUGAGGAUGGUUGCUGCCAUUGGGGUACUGAAGCUGUAUCAUAUCUCGUCGUCGUCGUGUAUAGAUGCCGAUUUUCCGUCCGCACUCAAGGCUCUUAUGCUUAAUGACCCAGAUGCUCAGGUAGUUGCAAAUUGUUUAUCUGCCUUGCAAGAAAUUUGGAGUUUGGAGGCAAGCACCUCCGAGGAAGCAUCCAGGGAAAGAGAAGCUUUGCUAAGCAAGCCAGUAAUUUAUUAUUUUCUGAAUAGGAUUAAGGAUUUCAGUGAAUGGGCACAGUGUCUUGUGCUCGACUUGGUAGGAAAAUAUGUACCCUCAGAUAGCAGUGAGAUAUUUGACAUUAUGAAUCUGCUUGAAGAUAGACUGCAACAUGCAAAUGGUGCUGUUGUAUUGGCAACAAUCAAGGUGUUUUUGCAUUUGACCUUGUCAAUGACUGAUGUACAUCAGCAGGUAUAUGAGCGCAUAAAAGCCCCUCUGCUUACCCUAGUGAGCUCUGGAAGUCAAGAACUAUCUUAUGCAGUAUUAAGCCACCUGCAUCUCUUGGUGAUGCGUGCACCUAUUCUAUUUUCUUCAGACUACAAACACUUCUAUUGCCAGUACAAUGAACCAUCUUAUGUUAAGAAACUGAAACUUGAAAUGCUGACUGCAGUGGCAAAUGAGAGCAAUACAUAUGAAAUUGUGACGGAAUUAUGCGAAUAUGUUGCAAACAUUGAUGUGUCCAUUGCAAGAGAGUCAAUUCACGCUGUUGGGAAAAUUGCACUUCAGCAGUAUGAUGUGAAUGCAAUUGUUGACAGGCUUCUUCAGUUUCUAGAGAUGGAGAAAGACUAUGUGACUGCAGAAACUCUGGUACUUGUGAAAGAUCUUUUGAGGAAAUAUCCUCAAUGGAGUCAUGAUUGCAUUGCAGUUGUUGGGAAUAUCAGCAGUAAAAAUGUUCAAGAACCAAAGGCGAAGGCAGCUCUCAUAUGGAUGUUGGGGGAAUAUUCUUUGGACAUGUCUGAUGCUCCAUAUAUUUUGGAAAGUCUUGUUGAAAACUGGGAAGAUGAGCAUUCUGCAGAGGUUCGUUUGCAUCUUCUCACUGCAGUAUUGAAAUGUUUCCUAAGAAGACCACCUGAAACUCAGAAAGCCUUGGGAGCUGCAUUGGCUGCCGGUCUUGCAGAUUCUCACCAGGAUGUUCAUGAUAGAGCCUUAUUCUACUAUAGGCUUUUACAAUACAAUGUAUCCGUCGCAGAGCGUGUGGUGAAUCCUCCCAAGCAAGCAGUUUCAGUCUUUGCUGAUACUCAGAGCAGUGAAAUCAAAGAUCGUAUAUUUGAUGAAUUUAACAGCCUAUCCGUUUUAUAUCAAAAGGUGCUCUCUCUCUGAAAAAAUUGCAAACACUUUUUUUGAGAAGUAAAGAUUGUGGAAAUAUUUGUUGCAUGUUACAUGUGAAACUACAUUUGUUUGGUUAUUAUGUCAGAAUUUCGUG